Camelina sativa (false flax) is the source of this 980-nucleotide messenger RNA. The record is from RefSeq and is a predicted model, not a curated record. NCBI's taxonomy places the organism in Eukaryota, Viridiplantae, Streptophyta, Magnoliopsida, Brassicales, Brassicaceae.
AAAACAAGAAAAAAAAGAUCAGUACAUUUUGAAAAGAUCCAUAGGGACAAAAAAAAACAUAGAUCAAUGGCAAGACACAACAGAGGUACUGAACUCAAUGCUUAUUAGACCGGAUCCAAUCCGUGGACAUAGAAUCGAAAACGGAAACCAAAUCGGGUCCACUGUUACUAGAAGACUCAAGAGAGAAACAAAACAAAAAGAUAAAACCAAACUACUAAGAAAACAAAUAAGUGGACACAUUUCUUGAUAUACAAUCUUUAUGUAGUAAUCUACUUUAUCUCAAAUUCUUUAACAAAAAGCAAACAACACCAAAGAGCAUAGAAACAACUGAUUGAACAAUCAUCAAAAAGAAGAAAGAAGACGAUAAGUUCACAAAAGCAGAGCCAAUAAAGAAACACAAUGCCCUUUCCUCGUAAUCCAUCACUAAGCUUAGUAUCUUAACCUCUUCUUCUUUCGUCUCCUUAGCCACCAAGAAAAGCCAAAAAGACCUAAUCAUCACUCACUCACCUUCUUCUACAUAACUCUCUAGCCACUUUGUCUCCCUCUUCAUCAGCAAAAGAACAACACAAACACUCUCUUUUAUACACACAAUUCACAUAAGCAUUUUCAACAAAAAACACAAAGAAGAGAAGAGAUUCAAAACCUUUAUAGAUGAGCACGGAUUGGGGACCGGUGAUUGUAGCGGUGUCUCUAUUCAUCCUACUCUCACCAGGACUACUAUUCCAGCUUCCGGCCAGGACAAGAGUGGUUGAAUUCGGAAACAUGACGACAAGCGGUAUAGCCAUUUUGAUUCACGCGGUUAUAUACUUUUGUAUAUUCACAAUCUUGGUGAUAGCUAUACAAAUUCACAUCCAUUUCUAGUUUCUACUCUUAAUAUCAUGUAACAACAACAAAAAAAAGAGGAGGCCUUUAUAUUGCCAAACUCCAAUGUAUGUACAGAUCUGUAGUCUUUCUACAUUUCUCCUCUUCUUUAGCUUUCA